Molecule: messenger RNA, 4554 nt
Organism: Neogale vison (American mink)
Lineage: Eukaryota; Metazoa; Chordata; Mammalia; Carnivora; Mustelidae
Gene: NOD1
Product: nucleotide binding oligomerization domain containing 1
Exons: 13
Coding region: 765-3623 (952 amino acids)
Biological process (GO): regulation of apoptotic process
Molecular function (GO): protein binding
Source: RefSeq, a predicted model, not a curated record
CAGGCGUGUCACCCCUGCACGAAGGCUCCCGCCCGCUCCCUGAGCCCUGCGCGGUGGUCGGCUGCUCGUGCUCCCGCGGGGAGCGCCCCUUGGGGCUCCCGGCCACUUUCCGAGCGCCGCGUCUCCCGACUGCCCGCGAGUCGGCGGCCUCAGCGCCGACCCCGCCUCGUCCGCCCGCACCGCCUCCGCCCCUUGCCGCUGCCAGCCCAGGCGAGAGGGCACGACAGGCAAUGCCCUCCCGGCCAGUUCCCGUUCCGGGCCGGGGCGCGGCCGCUCCUGCUCCCAGCCUCCCGCAGCUGCCAGUGCCGUGAGCUUUCUCGGCUUCGGCGCUGCCCCGGGCCUCGGUACUCCUCGGUUCCCGCUCUCUCGGGCCUUAGUGCUCCUCGGUUCUCGCGCUCCCGGGCCUCAGUGCUCCUCGGUCCCCGCGCUCCCGGGCCUCAGUGCUCCUCGGUCCCCGCGCUCCCGGGCCUCAGUGCUCCUCGGUCCCCGCGCUCUCGGGCCUCAGUGUUCCUCGGUCCCCGCGCUCUCGGGCCUCAGUGUUCCUCGGUCCCCACGCUCCGAGCCUCCGCUCGCUCUGGUUCCCUGCUGCUGCGAGGUCUGCACACGUGGAGCCCAAAUUCCAGAAAGAAAUUGGAAAUUGAAGAUUUCAGAAGAGGGCAGCACUGAGAGCGAGGAGGGCGUCCUGGCUCCUGAUUGGCCUCUGCCAGGAAGACACCUGUAGCCAAAGAUGAGUUUGGGCAAAGUAGUCGCUUGCUCCUUCAGCCAUGGAAAAGCAGGGCCACAGUGAGGCGGGAAUAAUCUCAUCUGAGUCUCACUCCCAUGUUAAAUUAUUGAAAAUCCACCGGGAACUUCUGGUCACCCACAUCCGCAACACCCAGUGUCUGGUGGACAACUUGCUGAAGAAUGACUACUUCUCUUCUGAAGAUGCAGAGAUCGUGGGUGCCUGCCCCACGCAGCCCGACAAGGUCCGCAAAAUUCUGGACCUGGCACAGAGCAAGGGCGAGGAGGUGUCUGAGUUCCUCCUCUAUGUGCUCCAGCAACUCACAGAUGCUUACGUGGAUCUCAGGCCUUGGCUGUCGGAGACUGGCUUUUCCCCCUCGGAGCUCAUUCAGAGCAAAGUUGUCAUCAACACCGACCCAGUGAGCAGGUACACGGAGAAGCUGCGACAGCAACUGGCCCGUGAUUCCAAGUUCGUCCUGUGCUACGCCCAGAAGGAGGAACUGCUGCUGGACGAGACAUACAGCGACACCAUCGUGGAGCUGGUGGGCUUCAGCAACGAGAGCCUGGGCCCGCUGGAGAGCCUGAGCUGCCUGCUGGACCACCGCACCGGGGUCCUCAGCGAGCAGGGCGAGACCAUCUUCAUCUGCGGGGACGCGGGCGUGGGCAAGUCCAUGCUGCUGCAGCGCCUGCAGAGCCUGUGGGCUGCGGGGCGGCUGGACACCGAGUUCAAGUUCUUCUUCCACUUCCGCUGCCGCAUGUUCAGCCGCUUCAAGGAGGGUGACACGCUGUGCCUGCAGGACCUGCUCUUCAAGCAUUACUGCUACCCGGAGCAGGACCCCGAGGAGGUGUUCGCUUUCCUGCUGCGUUUCCCCCAGACGGCCCUCUUCACCUUCGACGGCCUGGACGAGCUGCACUCAGACUUUGAUCUGAGCAGCGCAUUGGACACCUGCUCCCCCUGGGAGCCCGCCCACCCCCUGGUCCUGCUGACCAACCUGCUCAGCGGGAAGCUGCUCAAGGGGGCUGGCAAGCUGCUCACAGCCCGCACAGGCGUGGAGAUCCCACGCCAGCUUCUCCGCAAGAAGGUGCUCCUGCGGGGCUUCUCCCCUAGCCACCUGCGCGCCUACACGAAGAGGAUGUUCCCCGAACGCGCUGUGCAGGAGCACCUGCUGGCCCAGCUGGAGGCCAACCCCAACCUCUGCAGCCUGUGUGCCGUGCCCCUCUUCUGCUGGAUCAUCUUCCGCUGUUUCCAGCACUUCCACAGCAUUUGGGAGGGCUCUGCGCAGCUGCCCGACUGCACGGUGACCCUCACCGACGUUUUCCUGCUGGUCACUGAGGUGCACCUGAACAGGACGCAGCCCACCAGUCUGGUGCAGCGGAACACGCGCAGCCAGACCGAGACCUUCCACGCCGGCCGGGGCACCUUGCGCUCGCUUGGGCAGGUGGCCCAUGGUGGCAUGGAGAAGAGCCUCUUUGUGUUCCGCCAGGAGGAGGUGCAGGCAGCUGGGAUGCAGGAGGGGGAGCUGCAGCUGGGCUUCCUGCGGGCCGUACCGGAGCAGGGCCUGGGCGGGGACCAGCAGUCCUACGAGUUUUUCCACAUCACCCUCCAGGCCUUUUUUACUGCCUUCUUUCUCGUGGUGGAUGACAAGGUGGACACUGGGCAACUGCUCAGGUUUUUCCAGGAGUGGGCUCCUGGGGGGGCAGGAGCCGAAUCCUGCUAUCCCCCCUGUCUCCCCUUCCCGUGCCUGAAGGGCAGUGGCCUGGCAGGGGAGGACCCCUUCAAGAAUAAGGAUCACUUUCAGUUCACUAACCUCUUCCUGUGCGGGCUGUUGUCUAAGGCCAAACAGAAACUCCUGCAGCACCUGGUGCCCGCCGCUGCCUUGCAGAGAAAGCGCAAGGCCCUGUGGGCACACCUGUUUGCCAGCCUGCGGGCUCACCUGCAGAACCUGCCCCGCGUGAAGUCUGGGGCCUUCAACCAGGUGCAGGCCAUGCCCACCUUUGUCUGGAUGCUGCGUUGCAUCUACGAGACGCAGAGCGAGAAGGUGGGGCAACUGGCGGCCAAGGGCAUCUGCGCCAACUACCUCAAGCUGACCUUCUGCAACGUGUGCUCGGCAGACUGCAGCGCCCUCUCCUUCGUCCUGCACCAUCUCCGCAAGCGGCUUGCCCUUGACCUGGACAACAACAAUCUCAACGACUACGGCGUGCAGGAGCUGCAGCCUUGCUUCAGCCGCCUCACGGUCAUCAGACUCAGUGUAAACCAGAUCACAGACAGUGGGGUGAAGGUGUUGUAUGAAGAGCUAACCAAAUACAAAAUCCUGACCUUCUUAGGCCUGUACAACAACCAGAUCACUGAUGUGGGAGCCAGGUACAUUGCCAGGAUCCUGGACGAGUGCAAAGGCCUCACGCACCUCAAACUGGGGGAGAACAAAAUAACGAGUGAAGGAGGAAAGUGCCUGGCUGUGGCUGUGAAGAACAGCAAAUCAAUCUUCGAAAUCGGGAUGUGGGGCAACAGAAUCGGUGAUGAAGGAGCAAAGGCCUUCGCAGAGGCUCUGAGGAACCACCCCAGUCUGACUAACCUCAGUCUUGCAUUCAACGGCAUCUCCAGAGAAGGAGGAAAGAGCCUUGCACAGGCCCUGGAGCAGAACACCUCUCUGAGAAUAUUCUGGCUCACCAAAAAUGAACUGGAUGACGAAGUGGCAGAGAGCCUGGCAGAGAUGUUGAAAGUCAACCAGACAUUGAAACAUUUAUGGCUUAUCCAGAACCAGAUCACAGCCAAGGGGAUUGCCCAGCUGGCAGAUGCCUUACAGAGGAACACUGGCAUCAUGGAGAUCUGCCUAAAUGGAAAUCUGAUAAAGCCAGAGGAGGCCAAAGUCUUUGAAGACGAGAAGCGGAUCAUCUGCUUCUGAGGCCGCCUCCACGUGUGGGGUCCACGCCCCGGGGAGGAGACAGGGCACGAGUGUGCCUGCUGAGCCGUUUAAGUGACUGUAACUACGCCACGAAGAGACAUGACGCAUAUCCAGGAUCUUUUUAUCGGACAUGGAAUAAGACUGAGUUCAGAACUGGUCCUCAGGACCAGGGAAGCGAGUUAGUCAUACUGUCCCCAUGGAAGAGUUGAGGACAUGGUAGAGAGUUAGUGCCAAACUUCUGGCAGAAAAGGUGCUCAACAAACAUGUGGGGUUUUUUUGUUUUGUUUUUUGUUUUUUUACCUGGAACCUUCUCUUGCUCCUCAGUACCUCCCCACAGGUUGACGGCCGGCCCACCUUUCACAGCUACAGAUUAACUGACAUACACACAGGGUUGGGAUAUGACACGUCCAAGGUUUUGUCGAAGGCUCCUUGUAGGCUUCUGUUUUAGUCCUUGGGUCUCAGUAUCUGUUGGCAGAGAUCAUGGGGUGCUCUCUUAGCAGGUCUAAGCGAAAGGGUGGGGUCUUCGUGACGCUGAGUUUCUGCUUGGGGCUUUCUCAUGCUGGGCUGACCUCCUCAGGAAGGCUGAUAAGGGUGGGCCCAAGUGCUCUGCACCAGGAGGAAGAACCUGUGCCCAUCCUCCAAAAGGAGUAAGGCCUGGCUUGUCUUUGUGGCCCUGGGAUCCAAACAGAAGCUUCUCUGUCUCUUGCCCUCCUGAGGAAGGGGAAGUGUCUCUCUCCCUGCCUCAGAGCAGUUGUGAGGAUGACUGAACUGGACUUAAGGCUGAGGGGGUUGCUGAGAACCCUGUUAGGAGACCGUGUCACAGGGACCAUCGUGGCAGGCACGUGCUGGAUGUUACAUGGGGGAGAGGGUGGUCAUAUUACCAGAUAAAUUGUUCUUUUGCCAAGUCAUUUAAUAAAGUACUGAAAAGGGA